GGGGGGCUAAAUUUAGCUCCGGGGGCCCCUUUUGGAGUCGCGCAGCUGCCGUCCCGACGGGGCGAUCGCCUGGCUUCUUCUGCCCCCGGCAGCCUCGACGCCCCCCCCUUGUUCUCUCCCCUUUCUCCUUGCCCCCAGCCUCGGGGGUGGGGGGCAGUCUGCGAUGGGAGGCCGACCCCCUGCCCUCGCCUAGCGGGUCCCCAACGACCGACCUCACAGAGGCCGGCCUGCGACACAGCCAGCCAGCCUGGCCCUCCGGCGCCCCAGCUUGGGGGCCCCAGCCCGGCGUCUCCGCCAAGCCACCAGCUCCUUUCCAUCACUGGACAGCUCAGGAUGAAAAUCACACUCAAGAGACCAAGGAAGAUGAGCCUGCUGGACAUCACCAAGAUUUUCUCCCUGCUGCAACCCAGGGAAGAUGAAGAAGGCGAGGGGGAAAGGCAAGAGCUGAACCUCGCGGUGUCUCAGGAUGAUUACCAGCUCCUGGACCAACUCCUGCAGCAGGACAGGUACAAGCGGUUCAUCGACAGCCGGAGCGGCUGGGGCGUGCCCGGGACUCCCCUGCGCCUGGCCGCCUCCAAAGGCCACGUGAGGUGCGUGGAGGUUCUCCUGGCCCACGGAGCAGAGGUCGACAGCCUGGACGUGAAGGCUCAGACGCCGCUCUUCACGGCCGUCAACAACGGCCACCUGGACUGCGUCAAGGUCCUCCUGGAAGCCGGGGCGGAUCCUUCCGGCAGCAUCCACAACAACUGCACGCCGCUGCUGACGGCCGCUAGAGAGGGGGACGUGGACAUCCUGAAGGAACUCUUGGCCCACGGGGCAGAGGUCAACGUCAAGGCCCGGCUGCCCGAGUGGGCCGCCAACUCCGUGGCCUGCUCGGGCCCGUUGUACCUGUCCGCCGUCUACGGCCACCUGGAGUGUUUCAAGCUCCUCCUCCUCUAUGGGGCGGACCCCAACUACAACUGCAACGAUGAGAAAAUGGUCGCCCGGAUCAAAGCUCCAAAGACUCUUCUAGAAAUCUGCUUGAGGCACGGCUGUGGAGCCGAAUUCGUCCAGCUCCUCCUCGAUUUUGGCGCCAACGUCUACUUACCAGGCAUUGCCUUCGACGUGAUCUCUGCAAACUCCAAGGCGCAAGAUCUGUUAGCCAGAGAGCGAGCGGUCCCCAAACCUUUGAUGUCUCAGUGCAGGCUGGCCAUCAGGAAGUUCUUAAAACGGGCGAACCGGCCGCACGCGGUGGAUCAACUGGAAAUCCCGCUGGUGCUGCUGAACUACCUCAAACACCAACCGUAACCAAAGAGCCGAGUGGGAACGGCCCGGCGUGAUCAAGGAUGGUAACUGGAUAAGAAAAGAAGAAAUGAAAACAUCUAAGAAUUGGAA
Messenger RNA from Pogona vitticeps (central bearded dragon), 1374 nucleotides. RefSeq names its product ankyrin repeat and SOCS box containing 12 (gene ASB12). Lineage: Eukaryota; Metazoa; Chordata; Lepidosauria; Squamata; Agamidae. The record is from RefSeq and is a predicted model, not a curated record. Gene Ontology annotation, biological process: intracellular signal transduction; positive regulation of transcription by RNA polymerase II. Gene Ontology annotation, cellular component: nucleus. Gene Ontology annotation, molecular function: protein binding; transcription cis-regulatory region binding.